AUUUUGACUUCUUCGUGUUUGGGUGCUCUUUCUUUGUUGCUCGCUUUCUUUUUUUUCUUUUUCAAUUGUUUUGACAUUUGAGCUUAUGGCAAAGACAAAAUCGGACCCAAAGUUAGUGGAUGUUUCUAAUGUGGUUCCCAUGAUGUCUAAAAUCACAAACCAUAAAUGGAUUAGUUUGAAUUAUUUGGAAUGGAGUAAGACGAUUCGACUUUGUGUAAGGAGUAUUGACAAAGAUGAUCACUUAAUUGAUAAUCCUCCCAAAGAAAAAGAUGAUUCAAGAAAAAUGUGGUUAAGGAUGCUUGUUUCUUCAAAUUCAAAAUUCUAUUGAUAAUAAGAUAACUAAUUUGACUAAUCAUUGUAAAUUAGUUAAAGAACUAAUGGAUUACUUAGUGUUUUCGUAUUCAGGCAAAGACAACAUAUCUCGCAUAUAUGAUGUUUGCAAAGCCUUUUAUCGUGCGAAGAAACAAGAUAAGUCUCUUAUAAGUUACUUUAUGGCAUUUAAGAAAACAUAUAAAGAGCUUAAUGAUAGACCUCCUGUGACGUAUGUGUACGCUCGAAGGAGUAGUUAGUCUAACAUGGGGUCUGCCACAGGGAAUAAUAUGGUUGUGUAAUUCUGUUUGGGGGGUUUUGUUUGGGUGUAGCUAAGGCUCAUGGGAGUCUUGUGGGGAUUAUAUACAAAUAAUAGAAUAUUGUAGUGAGGGGGCACAGAGUUUUUCUGAGUGAGGCUUGUAAGGAGAGACCAGGCUCUCCAUUUUCCAGGGGAUCAAUUACAGCAGAGUUUCUUUUUCAUUAAUUCUUUUCAUCUACUUUCUUCUCUGGUCUCAAUUGAUAGGAUAAACCUACCAAUUGGUAUCAGAGCUCCUACUUCCAUGGGACCAAAGAAGGAUGCUAUGUCCGAGAUUAUCGAAGAAAAAGUUGGGGCUGAGGUCUCCGACCUUCGUCAAGAUGUGCAAAGGGUUACACAGGGUAUGGAGAAGUUACAAAGAGAAAUUCAGACCACCAUUGAGAGUAUCGUCGCCAAACAGAUGGAGUCUGUAGUGAGCCAAAUUUCCCAAAUACUCGCACCGUUAAUCAAAGUCACUCCCGAAGCGGCAGCCACCAACGCAGAUCGACAACGACGAGCUCUCGACGGUAAUGGACCUUCGAUUGGGGAAUCCAGCUCCAUCAGAAUUCGUCUUGACCAAAACACACUGAAAUUUCCGGCGAACAUGGCGGUACCUCCCCUGAACAGCCUGACAGGACCUCCGAUACAGCUUGGUUCGUUUGGAAACUCAUUCUCGAACAGUCUGGACUACCGCCUCCCACAAAUGGAAAUUCCGUUGUUCAGCGGUGACAACCCCAACGGUUGGAUUGCCCGUGUCAAACGGUAUUUUUUACUUACAAAAAUGGCAGAGUCGAUGAAACUUGAUACGGCCAUUGUUGGCCUUGACGGUGAUGCACUAUCCUGGUCUCAGCGGGAGAACCAACGCCGGCUUAUUACUUCUUGGGCGAUACUCAAGCAAAUGGUCCUCCUUCGAUUCCGAGCGGUACCUAUUGGGUCUCUUUCAGAGGAGUUGUUAUCGGUGGUCCAAACAGGUACGACGAAGGAGUACCGUGUCCAGUGGGAGAUGUUGGCCUCUCGAGUACCCGACCAUAUUCUGGAAGGGGGAUUCGUAAAAGGACUCAAAGAAGAAAUCAAGGCCACAUUGCAUAUCCUGCAGCCCCAGGGGUUGGCUCAUAUCAUGGAAACGGCCCAAAGAAUUGAAGAGGGCCAUCAACUAAUGAACUCGGGCUCAUUACUUAAGCCCACUUCGUCCAAAUCAUUCUUUUGGGUCUAGUUCAGCAACCCGUUCUAAUUACUCAAGUUUUCCUUCACGAAUCCUACCAACAGUUUCACAGCAGCGACCAUAUUCUCCUUCUUCAGUCAGCACGGCUUCAACGACAUCCAAGACCGGAAGCACUCGAUCGGCCACCGGCACCUCUUACAAACGGUUGACCUAGGCGGAGUACCAAGAGAAACGUUCUCGGGGGCAUUGCUUCAGAUGUGACAAGAAAUUUCACCCUGGCCGUGAAUGUGAACAGAAGCUCCUUCAAAUUCUUCUCACUGCGGACGAAGAAGAAUUGGAUUCGCCUAAUGAAAACCCUCCUCUCUCACUAGAUUCAGGCGAGACAGUGGUCACCGAAGAGACUCUCGCCACCCUUUCUCUGAAUUCUCUAGUUGGCAUCUCCACCGCCAACACCAUGAAAUUAGCUGGCCAAAUCGGCAAUCAAACCGUCACUGUACUAAUCGAUAGCGGAGCAACCCACAACUUUGUUUUAAUGGAAGUUGUUGCGGCAGUAGGCCUGCCCAUAUCGGCCACCACUUGUUAUGGGAUACUUCUGGGCACCGGUCGCAAGGUGAGAACUGAGGGAAUUUGUUCUUAAGUGGAGCUCGAUUUGGGAGCAAUUCGGGUCAUCACAGAUUUCUUUCCAUUGGAGUUGGGGGGCGCAGAUGUUAUUUUUGGAAUUAAAUGGCUGGAAACAUUGGGAAAUAUGCAAGUCAAUUGGAAAACGAUGGUGAUGAAAUUCGAAAUGGCGGGAACAUGGGUGACAUUACAAGGGGACCCGAGCUUAUGUAAGUCACCCAUCUCUUUGAAGGCUAUGAUGUUAACAGUCGAAAAAAAGGGCUGAGGCAUAUAUGAUUCAUGUCGUGGCGUUGUCCGUGGCCGAGGAUCAACACCACUCACCGAUCCCUGCUCCUAUUAGUCAGCUUCUCGAGCAAUACAAAUAUGUUUUUGAGCUACCACCAGGGCUACCUCCACAACACUUACGGGACCAUACCAUCACCUUAAAGCCAAACACAGGGCCCAUAUCGGUGCGUCCUUACCGCUACGCCCAGAUUCAAAAAGGUGAGAUUGAGAAGAUGGUUCAAGAGAUGCUUCGUAUUGGCAUUGCUCAGCCUAGCACUAGUCCGUUCUCCAGCCCGGUUUUAUUGGUGAAAAAGAAAGAUGGCAGUUGGCAAUUUUGUGUGGAUUACCGAGCUUUAAAUUGAGCAACCGUGGCAGACAAAUUUCCCAUUCCUGUUCUUGACGAGCUUCAUGGUGCCACCGUUUUUUCCAAACUGGAUUUGAAGCCUGGGUAUCAUCGAAUUCGUAUGGCACCAGGAGAUGUGGAAAAGACGGCUUUUCGGACUCAUGAGGGGCAUUACGAGUUUCUAGUCAUGCCUUUCGGCCUCACCAAUGCCCCUGCCACCUUUCAAGCUCUCAUGAAUGAGGUAUUUCGAGAUUUCUGAGGUCAUUGUGUCUUGAUUUUCUUUGAUGAUAUUCUUGUGUAUAACCCUUCUGUAGCAGCUCAUGCAACUCAUCUUCGCUUGGUUCUCGACCGACUCCGUCACCAUCGCUUGUAUGCCAACAAGAAGCAGUGUCUUUUUGCUCAAGCUCAAGUUGACUAUUUGGGCCAUGUGAUAUCCGCCAAGCGGUUGCUGCCGAUCCAACUAAGAUUGAGGCGAUGCUCCGAUGGCCCACUCCAUCCACCAUUAAGGACCUACGGGGUUUUCUAGGUCUUACCGACUAUUACCGUAAGUUUGUACAAGGAUAUGGUAGCAUUGCCCGUCCUCUCACGGAUCAGCUUAAAAAGGAUGCUUUUUCCCGGUCCCCCUCAGCUCAAACGGCCUUUGAACGAUUGAAGGAAGCCAUGUGCACAGUUCCGAUUUUAGCUCUUCCUGAUUUCUCCAUUCCGUUUGUACUUGAGGCUGAUGCCUCCGGUAUAGGGCUUGGCGCGGUUCUAAUGCAAAAUGGGCGUCCCAUUGCCUAUUUUAGCCGCACUCUGUCCCC
Messenger RNA from Cannabis sativa, 3791 nucleotides. RefSeq lists its product as uncharacterized. The transcript is spliced from 2 exons. The coding region runs from base 870 to 1817 and encodes 315 amino acids. The record is from RefSeq and is a predicted model, not a curated record. NCBI's taxonomy places the organism in Eukaryota, Viridiplantae, Streptophyta, Magnoliopsida, Rosales, Cannabaceae.